Messenger RNA from Salmo salar (Atlantic salmon), 2049 nucleotides. Its product is annotated as hsp90 co-chaperone Cdc37. Gene Ontology annotation, cellular component: cytoplasm. Lineage: Eukaryota; Metazoa; Chordata; Actinopteri; Salmoniformes; Salmonidae. Gene Ontology annotation, molecular function: protein kinase binding; protein-folding chaperone binding; heat shock protein binding. Gene Ontology annotation, biological process: protein folding; protein stabilization. The record is from RefSeq and is a predicted model, not a curated record.
UUCAAUGACGAGUUUACGUAGAGACGUGGAAAACGUCUAAACGGAAACUUCCAGGGUUUCUUCCUUAGCUAGCUGAAGCUACAUUGUGCACUAUUGUUGUUAAGCAAUAGUAAAUAUAUUAGCUACCGAUAUAAUUUCUAACAAGGUUUUAAGUUAGCUAGUUACGUUGUAUCAUUAGACUUAAAUCUAUUAUUUUCACUUUUAACGUGCUCUUGCUACAAGCAAAUUUUAGCCUGCUAGCUAGGUAGCUAGAAUGACAAGUAGGAUAGACUACAGCGUGUGGGACCACAUUGAGGUUUCAGAUGAUGAAGAUGACACUCAUCCAAACAUCGAUACACCCAGCCUUUUCAAAUGGAGACAUGAGGCGCGUGUGGAACGAAUGGACCAGUCCAUAAAGGCUGGUGAGGACCUUGAGAAGGGGCUAGCUGAAUGUAAGCGCAAGUUGACUGAAGCACAGAAGAAGACAAAGAAUCUGUCCAGUUCAGUCACGGAUGAUGCCAAAGCCGAGCUGAGCAAGGCACAGGCCGAGGAGAAGAGGCUGAAGAAGGAGGAGCGAGACUGGGAGAAGAAACUGGAGGACCAUCGGCGGGAAGAGAAGAAGAUGCCAUGGAGCGUAGACACACUCUGCAAGGAGGGCUUCAGCAAGAGUGUUAUGAACAUUAAGCCAGAUGUGAAGGAGGAGACCGAGGAGCAGAAAGAGCAGAAACACAAGACCUUUGUGGAGAAGUAUGAGAAAGAGAUCAAACACUUUGGUAUGAUGAAACGCUGGGACGACAGCCAGAAGUACCUAUCAGACAACCCUCACCUGGUGUGUGAGGAGACGGCCAACUACCUAGUCAUCAUGUGCAUUGAUCUGGAGGUGGAGGAGAAGAAAGCGCUGAUGGAGCAGGUGGCUCACCAGACCAUAGUGAUGCAGUUCGUCCUGGAGCUGGCUAAGAGCCUAAAGGUGGAUCCCCGCGGUUGCUUCCGUCAGUUCUUCGCCAAGAUAAAGACUGCAGAUCAGCAGUAUCAGGAUGCCUUCAAUGAUGAGCUGGAGUCCUUUAAGGAGAGGGUGCGUGGCAGGGCCAAGAUUCGGAUCGAGAGGGCCAUGAAGGAGUACGAAGAGGAGGAGAGACAGAAACGCCUGGGGCCCGGAGGACUGGAUCCUGCUGAGGUGUAUGAGUCCCUACCUGAGGAGAUGCAGAAAUGUUUUGACGAGAAGGACAUUGCAAUGUUGCAGACUGUUAUCACUAAGCUGGACCCAACGGAGGCUAAGGUCCACAUGAAGAGAUGCAUUGACUCUGGCCUCUGGGUCCCUAACUCACGGGCAGACGAGGGAGACGACAAGGAGGAAGACGCUACUUAUGAAGAGCUGAAUAAGGAGAUGGGUGAACAGAAGAUUGAAUGAUUGACAUGAAUUGACUUUACGAUGAUGAUAUUUUCCUCUAUGUAGUCAUCACUUCUAUUGCUACUCCCAAUGUUUGUUCAUGAAUUUCUCCUUAACGCUUUGGAACAAUGUAACCUCGCUGUGGUGAAGUCCACUCUUUGUGGACAACAGUAUCACACCAAUAUCACUUGCUGAAUGCUUUUCUUUUUUUUAACAUAAUUCUUGCUUGGGCCUUAUUCGUAAAGCUGUGUUCUUAAACAUGUGUGUGCCUGUACAUAGUCUCUUUGGGUGUGUGUGUCAGCCAACCAGCCAAUCUGUUGUUUACCUUGUAUUUGUGUGCUUUCAGUUGCUGGGGAACAUUGUUUCUCUUUUUCAUUCAAUAGUCUCACUACUGGUUCUACAUGUAUAGGGAUAGGCAUGGCAGGAUUUUAGUUCUUGAUGUGAUAGAAUUAUACAUAGUGAUGUAACGUGGGAUAGCCUAGUAACUGAGGUUGAAAUUGAAUCAUAUCAACAUGUGACAUUUUGAAUCCAGUGUACUGGCCCCUUAUGACCUUUUUGCUCAUUGUUUUCUCUCCUUAAUUUGACCAGCAGUUGUCCCCUCCUAUCAACUUUUAAGUUGAUGGGAGAAUCACUUUUAUGAGUAUUAUUUGCUAUUAAAAAUAACACUGAUGUGGUUUACAUGA